AUGCCAAAACUUAGUUCGAUCACAGCACUUUUCCACUGCGCGAGCAGGAUCAUCUUCCGAAAACCACCCAUGGACACGGAAACUCCGCAACCGCCAGACCCGGUGAUGGCACCUCCUUCUACGCCAGACAGAUCGCCUAGCGGGAGCGAAAUAUUCGGCGCUGUCAUUGAUGUCGUGGUCGGAAGCAACAACACUACCAGAACAUUCACAGUUCACCAAGGCGUCCUCUGCUUCUAUUCCGGCUACUUUAAGACGACCCUCUCCGCGGAGGCAAGCGAGGGCGCCAUCAAGCUACCAAACGAGGACCCAGCCAUCUUCGACACCUUCUCCCUCUGGCUCUACACACGUCGCUUCGUCAAUCCGGUCGGCGAGGACGAUGUCACGAGACUCGGGAUAAAGAAGCUCACCAUACUAUGGCUGUUCGCGGAGAAGCACCAGAUCCCACUCUUGCAGAACGAGGUGCUCAACUUCAUCCACAAGAAGCUGGGCGCAGAGCGACACUCUCUCGUCACUGAUCUUCAAUACCUCUACGAACACACUAAGCCAGACUCUCCUCUUCGACUGUACUACAUUCAAGCCCUGGUCCGUCGUGGUAGCGCCAGCAUGGCCCUCGCUCCCGACAAGUUGUCUAGAUGGCCGAGAGCUGCGUUGGUUGAUGUGAUGAGGACCACCUGGGGGACCGAUUCUGGCAAUUGUACCCAUGCCAAGUUCCUGGCAUGGGACUUGUGCAAGUACCACGUGCACGAAGAGGGUGUCAAGUGCAAGAAGGACGACAGGAAAAGGUAA
This is a messenger RNA of Fulvia fulva, 786 nucleotides long. RefSeq lists its product as uncharacterized. Lineage: Eukaryota; Fungi; Ascomycota; Dothideomycetes; Mycosphaerellales; Mycosphaerellaceae. The transcript is spliced from 2 exons. Bases 1 to 786 code for a protein of 261 amino acids. Gene Ontology annotation, molecular function: protein binding. The record is from RefSeq and is a predicted model, not a curated record.